GAGACGCAAUCUGUGUCAACUGCGGGGCGACGUAGAGCGAAUAAAGGCCGUGGUCUAUUUCUGACUGAAGCCUAUUUUUAACGCGUGAGGCUGCCUCCAGCCCUCUUUGUCUCCACGGCGGGUUGAUGCUUUGUCUUUUAUUUCGCUUGUUUGUUGCUCGUUUAUUUCCGGCCGGCGUUGCGUCGUCGCCCUGUUUUUGCGCCGUAAUGACAGGCGCUCUAAGGAUGACGCCUUUCUCUAUGAUCGCUCGAUGCAAAAGGUGCUUAAGGGAGGUCUUUGUUUUCUUAAUGUUCAUUUGAUUUUUAUUUGGAUUAACCCAAACUCAGAAUGAGAAAGAUUCCCCCCUUCUGAAGUCGUCAUUAUUAAUGGACAAUAAUUAAUCCCCAGGGGAGGAUGCUAAUUGGUUAAGGGGUUUAAAGCCACGCACCGACUCGUAGAAUUUUUUUUGAUGUCCCAUUUUCGCUUGUAGCGCGCGCGCGCGCGGCUCGUUGUGCAGUUUCUGUGGUUUUCGGGCCGAUUUUAAAGAGGUGGAUGAGGUAGGGUUCUGGCUGCAGAUAAAGAUGGUGUUCCGGAGUGAGGAGAUGUGCUUGGCGCAAUUGUUUCUGCAGUCCGGCUCUGAAUAUGACUGCAUCAGUGAGCUGGGGGAGCUGGGGCUGGUCGAGUUCAGAGAUCUCAACCCAAGUGUCAGCUCAUUCCAGCGGCGCUUUGUCAGCGAAAUCAAGCGAUGUGAGGAGAUGGAGAGGAUUCUGGGCUAUCUUCUGAGGGAAAUUCAAAAAGCUAACAUUGCAGUUCCAGAAGAGGAUGAGAGUCCACUCGCUCCUCCACCGAGACAAGUUCUUGAGAUCAUGGAGCAGCUCCAGAGGCUGGAGAUGGAGCUCAGCGAGGUGGCUCGAAACAAAGAGAAGCUGCAGAGGAACCUUCUGGAGCUCACAGAGUACACACACAUGUUGAAGAUCACACGGACCUUCGUACACAGCCGCUCCAGACAUGAGGCUCUUGGUCCCCAGUAUGAAGAAUUCCCCACCAUGGAGACAGACUCGGGGACCGGAUGCACAGGCAUGCAGAGACUCGGAGCAAAGUUGGGGUUUGUUUCAGGUCUCAUCCAGCGGGUUAAGGUGGAGGCGUUUGAGCGCAUGCUGUGGAGAGUGUGUAAAGGUUACACCAUCCUCAGCUACGCAGAGCUGGAUGAGAAUCUUGCUGAUCUCGACACUGGUGAGAUUAGCAAAAGUGUUGUGUUUCUCAUAUCUUUCUGGGGAGACCAGAUUGGACAGAAAGUACAAAAAAUCUGUGAUUGUUACCACUGCCAUCUUUAUCCGCACCCUGAGAACGAUGAGGAGCGGGCAGAUGUGUUGGACAGCUUAAGGACACGCAUCCAAGACCUUAACAAUGUGCUGCACCGCACUGAGGACUACCUGAGGCAGGUCCUGCAGAAAGCCUCAGAGUCGGCGUUCACCUGGGUUGUGCAGGUGAAAAAGAUGAAGGCCAUCUACCACAUCCUGAACCUCUGCAGCUUUGACGUCACCAACAAGUGUCUGAUCGCCGAGGUGUGGUGUCCGGUCAGUGACCUGGCAAACCUACGGGGGGCGCUGGAAGAGGGCUCGAGAAAAGGUGAUGCCACUGUACCCUGCUUUGUGAACCGAAUCCCAAGUACUGACACUCCUCCUACCCUGUUAAGAACCAACAAGUUCACGUCGGGCUUUCAGAGCAUCGUGGAGGCGUACGGGGUGGGGGACUAUCGCGAGGUAAGCCCAGCUCCCUACACCAUCAUCACGUUCCCCUUUCUGUUCGCCGUGAUGUUCGGUGACCUCGGGCACGGGACCGUGAUGAGUCUCUUCGCCUUGUGGAUGGUGUUGACGGAAAAAAAUCAGAAGAAGAAACGUUCCAGUAACGAGAUAUGGGCAACGUUCUUCAACGGACGUUACAUCAUCCUGAUGAUGGGCCUUUUCUCUAUCUACACUGGGCUGAUUUACAACGACUGCUUCUCCAAGUCUCUUAAUAUAUUCGGCUCUGCCUGGAGCGUCAAGGCUAUGUUCGCAAAUCAGCAGUGGACAAACAAGACGCUCCAAUCAAACGCUCUGCUCACAUUAGACCCUAAUGUCAGUGGUGUCUUCAGUGGACCAUACCCAUUUGGCAUUGAUCCUAUAUGGAACCUGGCAGUGAACCGGCUCUCCUUCCUCAACUCUUACAAGAUGAAGAUGUCGGUUGUGAUCGGGGUCAUCCACAUGAGCUUUGGAGUGGUGCUGAGUGUCUUCAAUCACUUGCACUUCCGGCAGAAAUGUAAUGUAUAUCUGCUUUUUGUUCCUGAGCUGCUCUUCCUGCUCUGUCUCUUCGGCUACCUGGUCCUCAUGAUUUUAUACAAGUGGUUGGCAUUUGGUGCACGAGACUCCAGCCAGGCUCCCAGCAUCCUCAUUCACUUCAUUAACAUGUUUGUCAUGCAAGGGAAUGAUAUCCCUCCUCUGUACCCUGGACAGACUGGGCUGCAGAUUUUCUUGGUGUUGAUAGCUAUGCUGUCAGUUCCUGUGCUGCUGUUAGGAAAACCUCUUUACCUGUAUUGGCUGUACCGUGGAGGCAAAGGCCUGCGCAGACGUAGAGGUUAUGAGCGGGUGAGGCGGGUAAGUGAGGAUGACAAUUCAGCACCAGCAUCCUAUGAAGAAGAUGAAGAGGAGGGUCUUGAUGAAGUGCCAAGCAGAGAAGCUCUUCCUAAACAGUUUGACUUUGCAGAUGUGCUCCUGCACCAGGCCAUUCACACCAUAGAGUACUGCCUGGGCUGCAUUUCCAACACAGCAUCAUACCUGCGUCUCUGGGCGCUCAGCUUGGCCCAUGCUCAGCUGUCAGAGGUGUUGUGGUCCAUGGUGAUGCGUUUGGGUCUAAGGAUCACCACGAGGGUGGGCGUUGUGUUUCUGGUCCCUGUGUUCGGCCUCUUUGCCGUGCUCACUGUAUCCAUCCUUCUAGUCAUGGAGGGCCUGUCAGCUUUCCUCCAUGCUCUCCGACUUCACUGGGUGGAGUUUCAGAACAAAUUCUACCACGGGACCGGUGUCAAGUUUGUGCCCUUCGACUUCUCUCUCCUGCCCUCUAUUUUUGAACAGGACGGCUUGCUUUAAAACAAGGACUCUGAGGCUGUGCAUAUGAAUGAAAGCAGACUUUAUAAAUAGGAGGGGUGCUGUAAGUUGGAUGAAUUCACACUGUGAUAACGACAACAAACCUUUGGAUUGAAACUCACUCUUGUAGCAACAUUUUUUCACCGUGACGAUUUUUAAAAUGUUAUCGGCUGUGCUGACUGCCUUACUAGUGUACCCAGCAAACCUCUGAAUAUACAACGGUUAAAAAGUCUUGUUCUGUUAACGAUUUCAUUCUUAAAGGUGAGAUACCACUCAGCACUACUUUUAAACGGUUGGGUGAAUUUAAAUAUUUUAAUUUGCGUUGUGCUGUGUAAACCAAUUUUGGAUUACUUAGAACAUUUAAAUGAGAAAUUAUACAGCGCAAUGUAAAGUUAAAAUAUGUCACAGCAAAAUGGAUUGAGGACAGUAAAUCAAGCACCCUGGUGUAGUGCCAUAGAGAUUUAUUUCUGAUGAUGAUAUGGGGGAUGCCUUUAGGGUUUUUAACUGCCCCUCCAUGUGACUAAUGCAAAACCUGUAGGUGUCAAAAUCUGAUGAGAGAAAUAUAUCCCCUUUAUGUUUGACGUAUUGUCACAAAGCACUUUGCAGAAAUGAUUGUACAAUUUAAAGUUUUCACUACUGACUGUGAUGAUGCCAAAUGACAGUAAUCUUCAACUGUUAGCUGUUUGCUUAUUUACUUAUUAGUGCAUUUAUUUAAACGUAACCUCCCCUGUACACAAUAGUAAAACAUCAAGAAGUCGAGAAGCCUUAGGUCUUUCUUUGAUGAUACCGCUUGUUGCGUUCGUUAAUGAUAAUUUAUCAUGGUAUUUAUUUAAAUAUUGUCUGUACAAGAGUCUAAUAUUUUACCAUUUUGGUGUGUUGAAUAAAGGUUUCAAGAAACGCAAACAAAA
Molecule: messenger RNA, 4006 nt
Organism: Labrus mixtus (cuckoo wrasse)
Lineage: Eukaryota; Metazoa; Chordata; Actinopteri; Labriformes; Labridae
Gene: atp6v0a2a
Product: ATPase H+ transporting V0 subunit a2a
Exons: 20
Coding region: 561-3101 (846 amino acids)
Biological process (GO): vacuolar acidification; proton transmembrane transport
Cellular component (GO): vacuolar proton-transporting V-type ATPase, V0 domain; plasma membrane; vacuolar proton-transporting V-type ATPase complex
Molecular function (GO): ATPase binding; proton-transporting ATPase activity, rotational mechanism
Source: RefSeq, a predicted model, not a curated record